This is a messenger RNA of Durotheca rogersii, 1098 nucleotides long. RefSeq lists its product as uncharacterized. The record is from RefSeq and is a predicted model, not a curated record. Gene Ontology annotation, molecular function: protein kinase activity; ATP binding. Lineage: Eukaryota; Fungi; Ascomycota; Sordariomycetes; Xylariales; Xylariaceae. The transcript is spliced from 8 exons. The coding region runs from base 1 to 1074 and encodes 357 amino acids. Gene Ontology annotation, biological process: protein phosphorylation.
AUGUCUCUACAGCCCCAACUUCGACCGAUCCUACGUCAGAACAACGCCGUAGACCCUGACGACCCAACAUUUCAGGCUGCUAGGGAGACUCUCUACCGUACUAGGGAAUUCUUCCAACCCUACUCGCCAUACAUCAAAUUUCGGGCGGUUUUAGGCUUUGGAAGUUCCGGGGCAGUAACACUGUGGCCUGUAAUGAGCCAUUCGGGCCGUUUUCAGGACGUUGCGAUAAAGACACCGCACGACGAAAAUGACGACCUCUUCCGGCAAGAGAUACAAUGGAUGGAGAAAUUCUCCUCUGCGGAGCACUUUAUCCAACUUGCCCGUCUCCCGUCAUAUGCGCUUAACAGCGCCCUCUACAACAAUUCGAAGAGCGAGGGGCCACCCCUAAUCGUAAUGAAAUAUGCGGAGAGGUGCGAGUUGAACGAGCUCCUGUUGGGUGAUCUUGGACUGAUGACAGAAUUUGAUCUCGAUUGGACCGAUGAAGAGAAAAUUGCUGCGGUUACCGACAUUGGGAGGCCGAAUUAUGUAGCGCCGGAGCAACGUGACCGAGAGCGGCCGCUGAGGGAGAAUGCUUUCGGACCACAUACCAAUAUCUGGGGGGUGGGACUCCUCAUGUAUAAUGCCCUGACUCUAUACCAGGUAGUGGCCGACGACGGGGACUGGGCGCCACGGGCGUGCCCUAUAACUAUGCCAGACGGUAGCGCCAAGAACCUCGUCACAUGGGCGCCUUUCCUGGUCGGCCGCGAGGAACUGGUCUACGACGAGUUCAAGGCGUACGGCGACGAUCUGCGCACCCUGAUAGCCCGCUGCAUGGCGGACGAGCCAGAGGAUCGGCCGGGGCUGCAGGAGCUGCUCGACACGACCACGAAGAACAUUGCAGCCGGUGAUAGGAUCGCUGCCGCCGCGCAGGAGGGGUGGGAGCGUCAGAAGGAGGGAUACCCUGGCAGACGGGAGGGCCCCGUAGACGUCUCUCGACCGCCCGAGGUCGAAGACGACGAUCUCGUUCGCAGGUUCUUUCGGGAGUAUCUCAACGACCCGCCGGCGAGAGGCGACCCGUACCGGGAUUAUUGGUAAAUUAAUGCUUAGUGUAGAUACGCC